CCCCCCUCUCUCUCUCUCCCUCCGCCCCCUCGAUCAGGGCUAACUCGGCCCGUGUACGCGCGCGCGUGCGCCCGACAAUGGUGCCCACUGAGAAGGUCGUCGAGGCCAUCACCUGUCUUUACUCGCCGACCGCCUCGCCUGCCCAGGUCAACCAGGCGCAGGGUUGGCUCGUAUCCUGGCAGAAAUCCCCCGGCAACUGGAGCACCUGCUUCGAUCUAUUGAAAAUCGAGUCCAUUGAGUGUCAGUACCUCGGUGCGCAAACCCUGAAAAAUAAGUUCGAGACCGAAUGGGAGAGCCUGAGUGACGAGACCAAGGUCUGGCUCCGGCAUGCCACCCUGGAUGCGCUCUUCCUCCUGGCGCCGGUGCAAUCCAUUGCCCGGACAUGCCUGGUGCUGGCCUUCUGCACCCUGGCCGUCAAUGCCAUGCUCGAUGGGUGGGAUGGGGUCAUCCGCGAUGUACGCCGGGCCACCAUGGAUGCGGCCCGGCGAUCGACCCUCCCGGAUGCGGGGAUCCUCUUUGAGGGGCUCUUCCUGGAUUAUCUGGCCCUGCUGCCGGAGCGCGCCCAAGCGGCGGCCAGCGUGUCGGAUGCGCAGGCCCGGCUGACGGCCACUCGGCUCGGAGCGUGCGCCUUCCUGGCCCUGGGGCUGUUGUGGCAGCGUGCGUGCGACAUGGCCGCGCCGGCUUCCCUGCGCACGCUGGCCCUGUCCGGUCUGUCGGCAUGGAUGCCGGCCGCCGGGCGGCUGUUCGCUCGGGACACCGCCACCGACCAGGUCCUGCUGGUGGAUGUGGAGACCGGCGCCUCGCCGGCCGAGGCCAAUGGCCUGCCGGUUCCCCGGCCGGCGGACGCGGUCCUUCAUGUGCUUGAUUCGGUGGAGUCGGUGAUGGCCCGGGCCCGGGCGGCGCACGAGCCGCCCGGGCCUCUGGCCGACGAAUUGCGGCUCCUGGUGGAUGCCUACCACCGCCUGGUCCGGUGCAUGGUGGCCUUUGACACCGGGCGCCACUGCUGGCUUCUGGGCGCCCGGCUGGGCCAGCUCGGCCCGGUGAUCGACUGGCUGAUCGAAGCCGAUGCCAUGGCCCCGUUGGGGCUGGUGGCCGAGCUGUUUGUCCGCUGGAGCGUGGACUUUUCCAGCACGGCCCUGGCCCAGGCGGCCGCCGAUCCGGCGGUGCUGGGCCCGGUGCUGGACCUGCUGCUGCGCCUGACCAAUGCCCCGGGCGAGCCGGGCCCGGAGCAGCCGGUCACGCAGCUGGCCCUGCGCGCGUGGGCCGAGCUACAACUGAGUGCGGCCGCCUUCGAGGGGGAUGCCGGCCUGCUGCUGGAGCUAUUGGACCCGGCGUUCGUGCGCGCGGCCCUGAUUCUGGCCGACAAGGCGGCCCUCCCCUCGCACCUGGAUCACGCGACGGCCGUGUGGGAGGACGACGACGAGCGCCAGGAUUUCCUGGUUUUCCGGGAGACGGUGGCCGGCUUCCUGGACUCCAGUCAGCACCUCCUGGUCCCGGUAUUCGCCCAGCAUUUGGGGGGCCUUGUGGGGGGUUACACCGAAGCCAAGUGGCGGGCGACCGAGGCCGCGCUGUUUUGCUUGACCUCGGUCCUGAAGGCCCUUUGCGUUGGGCUGAAGCCCAGCGAGAAGGAUGCCCUGCUGGGCAUCCUGCUGGACAUGCCCCGCCUCCAAAGCCCAGAUUACCCCCUGCUGACGGUGGCCAGCCUGGGCUUCCAGGCCAUCCUCGCCCCGCUUUUAACCCCCUCGGGCAUGACCCCGCAGAUGCCGGUCACUCCGCAGCUGCAUGCCGCCAGCCAGGUGCUCGACCUGCUGGAGCAAUCGAUGGUGGCGGUGGACCCGCCGGUCAGGCUGGCCGCCGGUUCGGCCACCCUGCAGGGCUUGCGUGCCAUCAACACCGCGGCCCUCGAGGCCCUCGGCACAUUGGCCUCGCGGGCUAGCAUCCAACUUGCCGCCAGCCGGCCCUUCGUCGAUCGGGUGGCCGCCCUCUUCCAGCAAGCCAGUGCCCUGUACCUACAACAGGAGUGGGCAAGCCUCUCGGCCUCGGCAUCGGCCACCGGCGCCCACAAGCCUCCCGGGGCCGCCGCCUCCCCGGAUGUGCCGAGCGCUGGAUCGGGUGUCGCGCCGGCCGUCACAGCCGCCUGCCAGGCGCUCAUCGACAUCACGGCCCGCCUGAUCUGCCACCUCCCCCAGGCGGCCUUUCUGGAGGCGCUCAUCGCCGUGUCGGAGCCCAUUACCUCGGCCCUGGACCACACCCUGACCCUGAGCCGGCAGGGGGCUGUCGGCGCCCCGGCCGGUGGCGGGCCCUGUGCCGAGGCCACCGCCCGGCUGCUGGAGCUGCUGGGGCUGCUUUUCCGGAGCUCCACCUCCAGCGCCGAGGCCGCCCUCCACCGGCGCACCCAGCCAGUGUCCCAGGGCCCGGAGGCCGGCACUUCCGGCUGGUCCGACACCCCGGCGUUCGAAGUGCCCGAUGACCUGGGCCCCGACGCCGACCGGGCCGGGACCGAUCCGCUAUUGCUGCUGCUCCAGCACAUUUGGCCGAAUUUGAGCCGCUGCCUGGCGGUCUUCGCCCAGGCCGAGUCCGUUGUUUCGAUCGUGGCCGACCUGCUGGGGAAUAUCAUGGACCGGGAUUUGGCCAUUCCAACCGGGCUGCUGGUGGCCAUCGGCCAGACCCUGGUGCUGACCUUCGAGGCACACCCCUCGACCGGCGUGCUGACCGGCAUCGAUCGGGUGUGGGCCGCCCUGCCAUUGCGAGCGGCCGGGCCCGGGCGGUGGCUGUCCGCUCGCGGCGGCCGGAGUCUCCUGGCCGAUUCGGGUCCGGGGCAGACCCCGGCCGAGGUGGCCGACCUCCAGGCGCACUUCCACUUCCUGCAUGCGACGCUGGUGGUGGCCUUUGCCCGGGCAUGCGGCCUGACCGAUGAGCGCCUGUGGGCCUGGCACCAGCUGGCCCUCCAGGUGCCGGAGUAUCCGCCCGAGCGCGGGGCCUCCGAGGCCGUGGCCCGGCCGCGCAUCGAUGGGGACUUCGACUUUCCCGCGGCCCCGGCGUUGGAUUUGCCCGGGCUGGGCCUCCGGCCGGACUUGGCCGCCGCCUUCUUCCGCUUCCUCGGGAAUGUGGCCCAGCAAAGCCCAAGCUUCUGCCUGGGGCUGGGGAUUUCCCCCGGCCCGGGCGAGGGCCCCGGCGAGGCCACCCCCCCCUGGCGGCGGCCCAUCCAAAAUCUGGGCACCCCCAAUGGGGGGGCCCUCUUCCAGCCGUGGCCCUCGGCCAUUGGCACCGCCAGGCCCGAUGCCGGGGCCCACACGGCGGUGGCCCCGCUGGCGCGGAGCUUCGCCGAUCCGGCCGUCCCGGCGGCCAACUUGGUCUUGGGCCUGGCAAUGCAUGCGCUUGGGCAGCUGAAUGACCGGCCCUCUUUGGAGGUGCUGCUGCAGCUGCUGGCCCGGCUGGCCAGCGGCUGCUUGGCGGCCGGCGCCUCGGAAGCCAUGGCCACCCAUGCCCUUGCGUACUUCGUGCCGAUUUUGGUGCGCGAGGCCCUGCUCCGGGUGGCCGGGCCCGGGCACCUGGCCGCCCCCGCGUCGCUGACGGCCCCGGUGGCGGCGGUUCUCCGACAGUGCCGCCAGUUGGCCGUCGUGCGCUUCCGCCGGACCCUACUCUUCCUGGCCGAGCAGCCGGGCUUCCCCACCCCCACGGUCACGCGCGCGGUGAAGCUGCGCUUUGCCGACGACAUGAUGCGCGGCAGCCCACGGCAGACGGCCGAUGCGGUCCGCGAGUUCUCGUCCAUCUGCCGCGGCGUGUCGGCCGGCGUCGCACGCACCACCGCCUCCAACCCCUUCAUCCGUAAGCUUCUCGGAUAGGUGUUUUUCUUUCUCCCUUCGCCCCGCCCCGCCCCGGCCCGCCCCGGGCCACCGGCCAUGUUCGCUGGGCGGCGUGCCCUCCCGCGCCCCCAAAAUACACCUAGAUCGCACCCCGGGGUCCCCCUCAGUGAGA
Fonticula alba is the source of this 3978-nucleotide messenger RNA. RefSeq lists its product as hypothetical. The transcript is spliced from 8 exons. Lineage: Eukaryota; Rotosphaerida; Fonticulaceae. The record is from RefSeq and is a predicted model, not a curated record. Gene Ontology annotation, cellular component: nuclear membrane; cytoplasm. Gene Ontology annotation, molecular function: small GTPase binding. Gene Ontology annotation, biological process: protein import into nucleus. Bases 78 to 3845 code for a protein of 1255 amino acids.